AUGGACAGUGACCCUGUUUUGGAUGGCCUUCGAGGCCUCUACCAGGAUCUGUCUGCAUUGUCAAGGAAUUCUCUUCCCAACAUCGAACGAUUAGCGCUUGAGUUGGAAGCUACUGUGGGUGAUUUCAGAAAGCUCUUGGAUAAAAGGUCGAAGAAAAAUGAAAGCCGACAAGCAGUUCUUUCAGGUAUGCAAGGAGCUUAUGAUCUCGUUUGCUAUUUGUUUGGUCUACUGUAUCCCCUAAUGAUGUCGUAUUCAGGAAAAAUUACGCUUGAUGGCACCGAGUAUUCCCUUAAUGAAGCCUUCCAGCAAGACGUCUUGCAAGUUGCCGACGCUUUAGAUGUCGACGAGAUACAAGCAGCCGCUUAUUACAUCCAAGGUCAACUGGAUUCGGUAGCAUUGGAUCGCUCUCCCGUUGCUGUUGCAAUAAUCAAUUUCCAUGAACAACGCGCGUUCCUCCUAGAAUGUCUUCGGCUAAUUCUACAUGAAUCUUUUGAAGUUGAAAGGGAAGAUACCCAGGCCCUUAUGCAGGAUAUAGUGGCAAUGACACUUGAGAUUCAGAACGGUCCACUGCGAAACGGCUCCCUUUAUUUUCGGAAGUGUCUGGAUUCAAUGUGGGAUAUAGAAAAAUGGUUGGUUCUCCUCAGCGAACAGGUACAGAAGGCUGCGAUAGUUGGUCAAUCCCAAACUUCGGAUAUCAUAGAAAUUAUUGAUUAUCAGCGGCAAAGCCUUGCAAGACAACACGAAUCUCUAGGGGCAAUAAUAUCCUACCUUUUUAAGGGAACUUUUACAAGUUCGGAAGAUUUUCGAAAAUUAAUUGAAAGGCUGAAGACUAUUGAUCGGUUUGAUAUGAUUCUAGUUCACUAUCUACCAGCUCUCAUGUCCUCAAUUACCCAGUAUGGUUCAUCAGAGGGCCAAGGCCCGCUGCGGGAAGUGAGAUCACUGCACCAGGCUAUUCGCGGUAACAAAGACGGAACGAAAUGGGCACUUCCAAAGCUACAUGCUGCUGUUAUUAUAUUGUGGCUUGCAGAAUAUACAAGUUGGUAUUUUGAAAACGGGCCCGCUUCCCCGCUUCAAGGUGUUACCCCUAUGGAAGAAUUACGAACUCUCACGGAAGUAUUUAUGGGCGCACUUGAAGAUGGCGGCUUGGAGUUUGUUCUCUCCAUUUGUGCAGGCACGGCCAGUGAGGGAUGGGAGGUUCCCGCACGAAAUGAGCUAGUCAGUCUACUAUUAAAAGAUGCGACAAGCCUUGCCAAAGAACCGGAACAACUUUCUUCUUACUUCCGUACUACAUUAAUGGAGGGUCUUGAAACAUUCACCGAAUCUCUCAUUGCCAACAUGCCGGACGCGAUUCGCCAGCUCAAGUCAGACGAGGACCUUCAAAGGUUGGAUCAAAUGACGGCACUCCGCGAAACAACAAAUGCCCGGGGCUUAAUUGAACCAAGAAUGCACUUAGAAUCUUUGUUACUGAUAAUUGCAUUUACCUUUGAUCAAAGGGACGAAUCCGCCCAGGAAUUCUGGGCUGACACCGAUGGAAACCUUUACGGGUUCCUUCAGUGGGUCUCUAAACGUCAAACCGUACCCCGGGUCAGUGCCUUCUGUGAGAUGCUCUGUUCUCUCUCUGGCGGGCCAGAAAACUCUUUAUCAGCCCAUAGGUUUUUACUUGAUGAGGACAUGUCUUCCAAAUUUCGAAGAUCCACCUCCAUGAGUUGGGAUCAAAUGUUUGCGGAAUUGGAAUUAUACGCUACACGAGUCUCCGAAAGGCCAUCACUGGCUCAUUCAUCGAUUCUUCGACAUCGAAAGCAGGAGACCGCAGAGGUUGAUGAACCCGAGAGUCCCGUUAUGCUUACCUGCUAUCUUCGUCUUAUUAGCCAUCUUUGCAAAGAAAGCUCUCAGAUUAGGCAGUAUAUUUUACAACACUCAACUGUCAAUCUUUCUAAUACUCUUUUAACUCUCUGUGCAGCACCGAUUCCUCAUCAUUUACGGGCCGCUAUUUUUAUGACCUUGCGUUGUUUAAUGAUUCGGCGAAUGGCACCACAUGGAAAUGAAAUGUGGACCCUUAUUGAUCAAUGGAUAUCUGGUUCUGGGAUUUCACCAUUGUCACUUACAAAACUACCAGUUUUGACUAGUUCUUCACUCGUUUGGAAUGAGAGACACGCUUUCCGGAGAAUUAUCGAAAGCUUUGACCAGACGAAUGCUUUUGUUGAGCUCUUAACAACUCUGGUGUCUUCUACAAGCGACUUUACAGGCUCGCAAAUAUACCUGAACUUCCCUGAAUCGCUAGGCUCCUCAUAUCGCAUGCCCGGGAUAGAACCAUACAUUGACUUUGUUAUGGGCCAAGCAUUGGCUAGCAAAUCUAUGGGUUUGGAUUGUGGUGAAGCCCGGCUUUUACAACGGAGCUGCCUGGAUUUCGUCGCUGUCUGCCUGGAAUCCUUCAAUGAGAAUCUAGUCUUUCUUGUGAACCAGGUCUCCAUUUCCGCUAACACAACUGUGAGUGGAAUAUCAGUUCAAACCUAUAUUCGCAUACACCCAUUCUCGAGGGUUAUGGAAUGGCUUUUUAACGAAGAUGUUCUCAGAGCACUUUUUGCUACUGCUCAUCAAGAAAUAAGUGAAGUCGGACGGGCUUCAUCAGAAUCCGUAUCGCUUGGAUCACUUGUCCGGUGUAUUGAAGUAAUGAAUAUGAUUUUGGUUCACCAAGCCACGUUUUUUGAUAUUGUUCGCCCGUUUCUUAGAAGUCUUCCACAGCAAGGAAGCUCAAAUAUGGCUAGCGCCUCCCUUGCAUCCUUUGAAGACAGUGUGAUGGAUAACUUAGGGUUGAUUUCGGAUCUAUGUCUAUAUUGUGGGACGGGACAAACUCAACUGACACUCGCUGCUCUGGCGCUCUUAGAAAAACUAGCAGCAUCUCGCAAGCUAAAUAAGCCUACUACCUCGUUUUCGCAGUGGCAAACAUCAAAUCAAAUUGUGGAAGUCUUGAACACAAAUUUGGAGGCCGACCGCAUCGGCCGCUCCUUGGCAUCUCAGAUGGCCUCCAAUGUGCGUGAAUUGGAAAACGGCCCAGAAGCCUCUGGUUAUCUAAUUAAACUUGGUCUUGUUCAACUACUUGACAGGUGCCUUCAAAUGAUUACAAACAAGCCAACAGUGGCUCAUAUCCUGCUCGGUUUUCAAUGUGUUGGUCACUCUCUGGAUAUUUCCCCAGACAGCCUCUUCGAAAAAGGGAUUUCCUUACUGCAUGCCAUCGUUGAUUUUGUGAAGACGUAUCCAGAUGGUAGCGAAGGGACUAUCGUGUCGUGGAUGGUACACCUAAAGCAAAUGGCUCUCCAGGUGCUACAACACCUUUGGACAUCACCACUAGCUUCCCCGCUAGUUCUACCACAACUCCGAGGUAGCCGGCUUCUUGCUAACCUUUUUGUUACUCAACCGGUAAUUAGCCAAGAGUCACUCUGGGAUGGUCAUAAAGUAUCAACGCCAGAAUUUUGGUUUUCGGACUCGGCAGUGGCACUCUCAGAAUUUCUUACCUAUCGUCGUCUUGUCUUUGAUUAUGCUACAACUGAGAUAAGGGCUGUUUUCAAAGAAGCUUCACCUUCUUUCCAGAGAGAUAUAUUGUUGACAGUGCUUGGAAACUCAACGUUCGAAGAUGGGCGCACAAUCUGUCAUCCCUCUAUUUUCGACUUGUUUGACUUUACGGACCUCGACCUUGAUUGGGUAUAUGGCUUUCCGGACCUGAAGUACUUUUCAAAAGUGGACGUCAAUAUAUAUUCUGCGUCUCAGGGAGAAGGGUUUCCAGUGUUAUUUGAUCUUGCGGGCGUAAGGUCUCUACUCGAGGUUUCCAGGGAGCAAUUCAUGAACACAGGGCAAUUUAGCUCUCAGGAUGAAGACCAGCUUUCGUCGGAACAAGAGAAAAUAUUUAUUUUUCUCCGUGGGAUGAACAGGAGCCGUCAGAUCGGCUACAAUCGUCUUGUUGCCCUGAGAUCUUGGGUAGAAUUAGCAGUUACCAUACUGGAAAUGUGCCAAAUGGAGGCUACUCGAAUGACAACGCUUAUUUUGCAUACAUUACAAGCUAUUCUCCCUAAGCUUGAAAACUCCAUACCCGAUAACACAGAAGAAGCGUUUGAAUUAGCCCGCCUAGCCGAGACGCUAAUUGAAAAGCUCGAUUCCGUUUCAGCAGACGGCAACGAGGAUAUCCUCGAUGAGCGACUUCAUCGUCUUUUUCAGGUGUGCAUUCGUGGAAUUCCCUCCGCACUCGAGGGACCGCCCCUUAGAGCAACUCUUUAUCAUAUUUGCUCUCGAUAUCUAACUCGAAUCACCCAAAAAGCCUCAAAAUCUCGGUACAGCAAUCGGGCCCAACAGAUCAUCAAAUCUUCUGGCUCAAAUCUUAUCGACAUCAUCUGCGACGACUCUUACUCUGGAGAUGAAUCUUGUAGAGUUUCCGCCUUAAUCCUAUUAAAUCUCGUUUCUGUUCUUAGUGAGCAGCAAUCUUCAUCCGUGGUUGUAACGUGUAUCUCACAGGCAAAUUACUUUUCCAUGUUUCUUGAUAUUAUUAGGUCAAUGGCAUCAGAAUUCCGAAACGCUCCAAGCAGUGAAACUUCUCAACUUCUAGUCUUUUAUGAGGCUCAGUUAUCGUUGCUUCAACAGCUUGCUCUGUCAAAAGCGGGUGCUGUUCAACUUCUUAAUGCCGGUCUAUUCCAAGCUGUGCAAGAAUCUCGACUUUUUGCUGCUGAUCCCGACAUCGGUCUAGAUAUUGACAACCCAGAUGCUCUACGAAAAUAUUACGACCUCCUUCUUUCUGUGCUUCGCGUCAUCGUUUCAGCCGUUUUUACAAGGGGUCUCCACAACAAAUCAAUUGUUGAACAAACGAGAAGCUUUCUUUCUGAUAAUCGCCAAAGUAUGAUUGGAAUAUUUAAAAGAUCUGGAAAAGUUGGUGGGCUGGAUGGCGCUGGUAGCCAAGAAUCGUUGGGAGAACUGGUUAAAUCAUAUGCCGCCUUGAUAGCCGCUGUAGAUUUUCUCGACAUGCAGAAUUCCGGCACACAUGGGAACCGCAAACUGACGGGCAAGAGGAAGCUCCUCGACGGACAGUCAGACUUGUCGGACGAAGUCGUCGGAUCUAGCCCGGGCACCAUUCCAGACCUUUUCUCAAGGGGAAGAAACAAUUCCCCAAGCCAUAAGAAUCGACCGCUGUCACCAACCAAUAAGAGGCUGAAGCGAAACGAGCCCGGGGAUGAACAAACGGCCUCUCUUGGGCAGCCUAUCCAAACGUGUAUUCCAGUUGAAAGGAUGUACAGCUUUUCUAAUUCAAAUGUGAUGAAUACUUCAAUUACUGGACAGAGCAGCCUCUCUUCGUCGGCUAACGCUUCUCGGACGUACCUGAACCCCUCGUCGGCACCCACCAAUUUCACCCCACACACUGGCCCUAAACGUCUUACAAUCAAAAACCUUCGAAUUACGCCGAAACUCGACCAAGAUGAAUACUUUGAUAAAGUGUGGACGCAACUAGAUACCUCACUAGGAUCGAUUUUCAAUGACCAAAAACCGCCGUACUCGUUGGAGGAGCUGUACAAAGGCGCUGAAAACCUAUGUCGUCAAAAAAGAUCUGAAGACCUUGCGAAAAAGCUUCAAGAGCGUUGUAAACAAUACAUACAAUGCCACGUUCUUCCGCUCUUGUUGACCAAAGCCAAAGAAACUGAUGAUAUUGAUGUACUUCGUAUGGUGGAAGAAGCUUGGUCCGUGUGGAGCACACGACUGGUGACUAUUCGAUCAAUCUUCUAUUAUUUAGACCAAUCCUUUCUGCUUCGGUCUACAGAAAACUCCACAGUAUACGAAAUGGGGAUGAUAGGGUUUCGGUCGGUCAUUUUUGCAGACGAUUCCAUUAAAUCCGCCACGCUGCGCGGGGUUUGCCAGUUGGUUGACCUUGACAGAGACAAUAAUCCUUCCUUUGACUCUACCCUACUGAAAGAAGCCAUCAAACUCUUUUAUGAUAUUAAGCUGUACAGCUCAGAAUUGGAGCCCGCGAUUCUAAAGGCUUCAGAGCAAUAUAUGAAGUCAUGGUCAAGUAAUGAAGCGACUCGGAGCUAUCUGGCUACGUACAUUGAUAAGAGCCAUAUGCUAAUCAAAAGUGAGAUGAAAAGAUGCGAUAAAUUUGAUUUUAAUGCCGGCACAAAGCUUAGGCUUUCGGAACUACUUGAUAAAUACCUUGUGACUGAGAAAACGGGGAUUCUCUUGGAACAGAGAGAUGUUCUAGGUCUUUUUAGGACAAAUAACCAGAUAUCAUUGAAACAGUUAUAUUUGUUGCUAAGCCGUCUGGGUUUUGGAUCAAGACUCAAGUCUGCUUUUAGUACUUUUAUUGAUGACGAAGGCUCAUCAAUAAUAUUUGAUAAAGAAAGAGAAGCUGAAAUGGUAGCCAGACUUCUUGAAUUCAAACAAAAUUUGGACGGCUUUUUGUCGGACUGUUUUUUCGGGGAUGAAAUUCUAGGACGCACCCUGCGCGAGACUUUUGAGACUUUCAUAAACAAGAAUAAUAAAGGAACAGGCAGUGCGCAGCCAGGGGAAAUGAUUGCAAAGCAUGUUGAUCUUCUACUCCGGGGUGGUCUGAAAGCUAUUCAGAAGCGCGAUAAUACCUUAAAAGCGGAUGGAGACGUCACAAUGGUUGACGACGACAUAGAAUUGAAUAAGGCCUUAGAUCACGUUUUGGACCUAUUUCGGUUUGUUCACGGAAAAGCUGUUUUCGAAGCAUUCUAUAAAAACGACCUUGCUCGACGUCUUCUCAUGGGCAGGAGCGCUAGCGACGACGCUGAAAAGAGCAUGCUUGCUAGAUUAAAAUCAGAAUGUGGGUCAAACUUCACUCACAACCUCGAGUCUAUGUUCAAAGACAUCGAUCUUGCCCGUGAUGAAAUGGUAUCGUAUAACGCGUUGCAACGAGAGAAAAGGGUCAAAACUCGCCUGGACCUGAAUGUUAACGUUCUCUCAUCGGCUGCCUGGCCGUCGUAUCCAGAUAUCCCAUUGAAAAUUCCCCAGAUGAUUUCUGAUGCCCUUUUUGACUUCGAAAACUUUUAUCACAACAAGUACAAUGGAAGAAAACUCAUUUGGAAGCACUCCCUUGCGCAUUGCCAAUUAAAAUCUACAUUUGCUGCUGGGAAUAAAGAGAUCAUUGUUAGCUCUUUCCAGGCCGUCGUUCUUCUUCUUUUUAACGAUGUACCUGAUGGACAAACUCUAUCAUAUUCUGACAUCCAAAACGAAACGGGGCUCCCGGCUGUUGAGUUGAAGAGAACUUUGCAAUCUCUGGCUUGUGCCAAAUAUCGUGUGCUUACGAAACAUCCGAAGGGAAAGGAAAUUAACUCAGCAGAUAUUUUCAGUUUUAAUUCCAAGUUCUCGGAUCCGAAAAUGCGCAUCAAGAUCAACCAAAUACAGCUAAAAGAGACAAAGGAGGAGAAUAUAGAGACGCAUGAACGUGUUGCAGCAGAUCGAAACUAUGAGACCCAAGCUGCAAUUGUUCGCAUUAUGAAAAGUCACAAAACAAUAACACCACAGGAACUUAUCGUCGAAGUGAUCAAAGCCACCAAAAAUCGUGGAGAUCUGGAUCCUGCGGAUAUUAAGAAAAAUAUUGAUAAACUCAUUGAGAAGGAGUAUUUGGAGAGAGAUACGGAAUCGAACAAAUACAGAUACCUCGCAUAG
Molecule: messenger RNA, 7662 nt
Organism: Ophidiomyces ophidiicola
Lineage: Eukaryota; Fungi; Ascomycota; Eurotiomycetes; Onygenales; Onygenaceae
Exons: 8
Coding region: 1-7662 (2553 amino acids)
Biological process (GO): ubiquitin-dependent protein catabolic process; protein ubiquitination; DNA damage response
Cellular component (GO): Cul4-RING E3 ubiquitin ligase complex; nuclear pore
Molecular function (GO): ubiquitin protein ligase binding
Source: RefSeq, a predicted model, not a curated record